UAUCUUGUGACCGCGGAAUCUGGUUCUUCUUUCCUUGAGCUUGCACUCUUAGCUGCCAUGCGUUUCUUGGGCGCCGCGUUCCUGUUCCUGGCACUCAGCGCCUCCGCCCUGGCCGAGCCGGUGCAUUUCAAGGACUGCGGUUCUGGGGUCGGAGUUAUAAAGGAAGUGAAUGUGAACCCAUGCUCCACCCAACCCUGCCAGCUGCACAAAGGACAGUCUUACAGUGUCAAUGUCACGUUCACCAGUAGCACUCAGUCUCAAAGUAGCAAAGCCGUGGUGCAUGGCAUUGUGAUGGGCGUUGCAAUUCCCUUUCCUAUUCCUGAGCCUGAUGGUUGUAAGAGUGGAAUCAGCUGCCCCAUUGAAAAAGACAAGACCUAUAGCUACCUGAAUAAACUACCCGUGAAGAGUGAAUACCCCUCUAUAAAACUGGUGGUGGAGUGGGAACUUAAGGAUGACAACGACCAACGUCUCUUCUGCUGGCAAAUCCCAGUACAGAUUGAAAGCUAGAGCUAUUUGAUGCCAAUAUGUCCGUCUGGGGGUGAGAGAGCACGGGUGGAGGGAGAGAAGGAGAAAUCAAGUCUAAACUAAAUCAGUGCCAUAAGAUGAAAGGAAUUUCUAGACUGCCGUUCUAGCCUCUCAACCUCCAAAAGCAUCUAAGACCCUAUUUCCUGAGAGCUCAGAACUGCCACCCCUGUAUUAUCCUUUGUAAAAGGGUUGAAGGAAGGAAGAGAAAGUGAGACUAUAGGGAUUGAUUUAAUUGUCUUCAGGGGGAGUUUUUUGUUUGUUUGUUUGGUUUGGUUUGGUUUUUGCUUUUGGAAUAAGGAGGGUCUAACCAGACAUGAUCCAAUUGAGGCUGCUUGGGGGAUAUUGGAUAACUUGCCCUAGGGUUACCAGCCCUUGUUCCAAACCACAUCCAUCUAGGUGGGAUAUUAUAUCUGCAAGUUCCUCAUCUCCAUGUGCCUCGUUGAGUUCAGUGCAUGUGGCCAAUGAG
Messenger RNA from Kogia breviceps (pygmy sperm whale), 991 nucleotides. RefSeq names its product NPC intracellular cholesterol transporter 2 (gene NPC2). The record is from RefSeq and is a predicted model, not a curated record. Gene Ontology annotation, molecular function: cholesterol binding. Gene Ontology annotation, biological process: cholesterol efflux; intracellular cholesterol transport. NCBI's taxonomy places the organism in Eukaryota, Metazoa, Chordata, Mammalia, Artiodactyla, Physeteridae.